This is a messenger RNA of Arthroderma uncinatum, 1131 nucleotides long. RefSeq names its product sterol 24-C-methyltransferase. Gene Ontology annotation, biological process: ergosterol biosynthetic process. The record is from RefSeq and is a predicted model, not a curated record. The transcript has 3 exons. Gene Ontology annotation, cellular component: endoplasmic reticulum. Gene Ontology annotation, molecular function: sterol 24-C-methyltransferase activity. Lineage: Eukaryota; Fungi; Ascomycota; Eurotiomycetes; Onygenales; Arthrodermataceae. The coding region runs from base 1 to 1131 and encodes 376 amino acids.
AUGUCUACCAAGCUCGAAGCUGAGAACCACAAGCGUGAUGCGGAGUUCAACAAGGUCCUGCACGGUAACACUGCAAAGGCGCAGGGUGGUCUUGCCGCCAUGAUGGGGAAGGAUAUGAAGGCCCAGCAGGCUGCCGUUGACGAAUACUUCAAGCAUUGGGACGAGAAGCCAUCCGCCGAUGAGACCGAAGAAACCAGAGAAGCACGAAGAGCUGAAUAUGCCACUCUGACUAGACAUUACUACAACUUGGCCACUGAUUUCUACGAAUACGGAUGGGGAUCUUCAUUCCACUUCUGCCGCUUUGCCUACGGUGAACCUUUCCGUCAAGCCAUUGCCAGACACGAACACUACCUGGCACACUCCAUUGGCCUUAAGGAGGGCCAGCUAGUCCUCGACGUUGGCUGUGGUGUCGGUGGUCCCGCCAGGGAGAUCGCCAAGUUCGCCGGAGUUAACAUCGUUGGCUUGAACAAUAACGAUUACCAGAUCCAGCGUGCCACCCAUUAUGCCGAAAAGGAAGGUCUGUCCAAACAGCUGCGCUUCACCAAGGGCGACUUUAUGCAGAUGUCCUUUGAGCCAAACACUUUUGAUGCCGUAUAUGCUAUCGAAGCCACCGUCCACGCCCCGUCCCUCGAGGGUGUUUAUUCGCAGAUCUUCAAGGUCCUUAAGCCAGGCGGUGUGUUUGGUGUGUAUGAAUGGGUCAUGACCGAUAAGUACGACAACGACGACCCCGUUCACCGCGAGAUUCGUCUUGGUAUCGAGCAGGGAGACGGUAUCGCCAAUAUGGUCAAGGAGUCGGUUGCCGUCGAUGCCAUGAAGGCAGCUGGCUUUGAGCUUCUCAAGGUAGAGGAUCUGGCCGAGCGACCGGAUGUCAGCCCAUGGUACUACCCACUCGCUGGCUCCUGGAAGCACAUGUCUUCCCUCGGAGACGUUUUCACAAUCAUGAGAAUGACCUGGUGGGGACGCUCUAUCGUCCAUCGCCUGCUUGGCUCUAUGGAAAUGAUCGGUCUCUUCCCCAAGGGCUCCCAGAAGACGGGAGACAGCCUGGCUUAUGCUGCCGACUGUUUAGUUAAGGGUGGAGAAAUGAAGCUAUUCACCCCUAUGUUCCUCAUGGUCGGCAGAAAACCAGAGUAA